Molecule: messenger RNA, 684 nt
Organism: Tetrahymena thermophila SB210
Lineage: Eukaryota; Ciliophora; Oligohymenophorea; Hymenostomatida; Tetrahymenidae
Product: proteasome subunit beta type protein
Exons: 1
Cellular component (GO): proteasome core complex
Molecular function (GO): threonine-type endopeptidase activity
Source: RefSeq, a predicted model, not a curated record
AUGUUCAAAACAGUCCAAUCAGAUAUUUAAAUGCUCCCCGAUCCUUUUGAUUACAAGCAUGCAGAAUCAACAGGAACUUCUAUUAUGGCUUUAGUUUAUGAUGGUGGUGUUUUAGUCGGCGCUGACUCACGUACCACUUCAGGAUCUUACAUUGCCGAUAGAGCUUAAGAUAAAGUUGAUUAUUUACAUGAACGUAUUUACUGUUUAAGAAGUGGUAGCGCAGCUGAUACCCAAACUCUUUGCUCAUAUGUUCGUUAUUAUUUAGAUGUUCACUCAAUGGAAUUGCAAAGAAGACCCACUGUUAAGACUGCUGCCAAGCUCUUCUCAAACUUGAUUUAUUAAUAUUAAGAUAAUUUAAGUGCUGCAGUUAUAGUUGCUGGUAUUGAUGAUAAUGAAGGUCCUUCUAUCUAUGCUUGUUAACCCAGUGGCAGUUGCAUUAAGUAAUAAGUAGCUAUCGGUGGUAGUGGUAGUGGUUUUAUUUUCAGUUAUGUUGAUGCUAACUUUAGACCAAAUAUGGAUCUUGAAUCAGCUAAAAAACUUGUAAAAACUGCCCUUGCUCAUGCUAUGAGUAGAGAUGGUUCUUCAGGUGGUAUUAUUAGACUUGUAAAUAUCACUAAGGAUAAUGUUACUCGUGAAUUCUUUGAUCACAAGGAUCUUCCUUACCACUUCACUAACAUACAUUGA